Molecule: messenger RNA, 10573 nt
Organism: Synchiropus splendidus (mandarinfish)
Lineage: Eukaryota; Metazoa; Chordata; Actinopteri; Syngnathiformes; Callionymidae
Gene: zzef1
Product: zinc finger, ZZ-type with EF hand domain 1
Exons: 54
Coding region: 132-9140 (3002 amino acids)
Biological process (GO): protein ubiquitination; regulation of synaptic plasticity
Cellular component (GO): postsynapse
Molecular function (GO): calcium ion binding; ubiquitin-like protein ligase activity; zinc ion binding
Source: RefSeq, a predicted model, not a curated record
GGUAGUAAGGGAGAAGCAACAGUGGGGCUGUAGGUUAGAGAGGUCUGUUCGCAGACCGGUUCUAGUGCGCCCAAACUGUCGUCCACAGACCGCACGGAUCCUCGGGCUUUAUUCGACCCCGUAAAACAACCAUGGGGAACGCAGAGAGUGGCUGCGGAGGUGGCAGCGCCGACGAGGAAGACGUAGAAACCGAGAGCCCCGGCUUCGCGGAAGACAGCCCGGCCUCUGCGGCCACCAAUGCUGGAGGCGGUGGCGGCUCCGGUUCUGGAAGAAGCGGAAGAGGAGCCAGUACAGUGCCCGUGCCCUCGAACGGGCCACCCAGCCCGGGUGUGCUCCUGGAGCAAGUGAAACUGAGAGAGGCGGCUGCCAGAAUUAGCGACGCAGGAGUCGCCAUUCGGGAGUCGGUUCUGGCCGGCAACGACAGCGCCCUGGUCCGGUGGUUGGAGGACCGCUUGAGCCGAGGAGAGGAGUCCGUCAAUGUGGAGCAGUUCUGCGAGAUGCUGGAAAGCAGAGACGCUCCAAGAUUUGAGUGCGAAGAGGCCUUUGGACAAUUUGAUGCUGAGGGGGACGGGGUGGUGGAUGUCGAGAGCAUGCUCAUGGCCCUGAAGAACUCCAAUGGAGCGAAUCUACAAGGAGAGCUGAGUCAUGUGAUAAGGCAGCUACAGGCGUGCUCCCUAACGCCAGGAUUUGUUGACAUAUUUUCCAAGACUAAAGAUCGACUAGGGGCACAUGCAUCUAAGAUCCUCAAGUUUUUACACCGAAAUCGUAUUCCCAGCAGUGCCAUACCCUUCCCCAUUUUGGAGGGAUACAACAGUAUUUGUACGAUGAGGUCCAGUGUGGUUCAGGAUUACCUGGAGUUUGUCCUGCAGAAAGAGAACGAUUCAGACAUCCAAUACCGGGCAGAACUGGACCGUGAUCCUGAAGUGGAUAAAAUAAAAGUCGUCAAGCAGUGUUACAGCUCGAUCGAGGCUUCAUCCAAUAUCUCGGAUAUUUACAAGAUGACAAGCGGUGACACAACCACUUACUGGCAGUCCGACGGUAGCGCGCGCUCACACUGGAUCAGAUUGAAAAUGAAACCAGACGUGGUUUUGAGGCGUCUGUCCAUCGCAGUAGCUGCCAAUGACCACAGCUACAUGCCACAGCUGGUCUCAGUGGUGGUGGGGAAAAGCAGGCAUUCCUUGCAUGAGAUCAGAGUCAUCCGCAUACCCAGCAACGUCACGGGAUAUGUAGCACUGUUGGAGAAUGCCAACAUUACACACCCCUAUGUCCAAAUUAACAUCAAGAGGUGCCUGACUGACGGGUGCGACACUCGGGUCCAUGGCUUGAAGACACUGGGUUACCAGAUCACUAAGAACAAAGAAAUGUCUGUUUCGGACGCUUCAGCCAUCUGGUACCUUUCGCUCCUUACCUCACUGGUCACCACCUCGAUGGAGACAAAUCCCGCGCUGGCGCAGACUGUACUUCAGAGCACACAAAAAGCCUUACAUCACAUGCCACCACUCUCCUUAACACCAUCUUCCACGGAGUUCCCCAAGUUCUUCUCCGCCAACAUCCUGGAGGAGGUGGACGGGUUUCUAUUCAGGAUAGCAGACUGUUGUGAAAGUCCAGAUGCAGAACUGACCCUCCUGGCCUUCGCUCUUGCAAGAGGCAGUGUUGCUAAAGUCCUGCAGGCUCUCUCUUGUAUCAGUGACCAUGUACCUUGCGAGUACAAGGCAAAUUCCCUCAUCCUCUCAAUGGCCUCUGUUCGGCUCCGCCUUCUAUAUCGUAAUGGGAAACCUCUUCAGCUCCAUCUGCAGGCAUGUGAUGUGAAGAGCAAGGAGGAGAAAUCUGGACCAGAAAACAUGUUGGCCGAUUCCCCCACUGGUGAUGGAUUUCUAACUGAAAGCGGCAAAAAGAAAGCCAGCAUCAUUCUAUCAACAGAGGACCAGAGCUACUUUCAAGUGACUCAGAUGAGGAUCAUAGUGCGAAAAGGAGCCAUUGGUGCUAAAUGUGGUUUGGUGUUUGCUUACAAAGACCGCGACGUGUUUGAUGCCGAGAAACAUUUCAAGAGGUUUAAAAAGUAUGAUGCUUGGGACUACAAGGACUACAAAGAUUUUGUCCGAGACAAUCUCAGGAUGCCUGCUCAGUCCGAGGACGAGCCGAUUGGCUGGUUUGAGCUGGAAGAUGACUGGAAUGACGUGGAGAUAAAGCUUCAGCAGUGUCGUGUUGCAAAGUUUCUGAUGGUGAAGUUCCUCUGCACCAGACAGGACAACGCAGAACGUCUGGGCGUACAGUCCAUGACCUUCAGCGGCUACUUGCCCUCUGGACACGAGAAGCUAUUGGACCUAGAAGAGCUGCCUUCUGAGGGAGACAGAUCAGACAGUGAUCCAUGCCCAGGCCAUCAACUGCUGAACAAGACUCUUUUCUUCAUCCAGCAGCUAACACAGGACAUGGAUACUUCUCAGCUGAGACAAAAGUACCUAUUGGACUUCUCUGGUCUGAACCUUGGCCUUUUCUGGAACUUCUACAAUAAACUCAGGCCAAUUGAAGGAGAAGAGGCCUUGAAAAGCAGAGUUCUCCUGCUUCAGCUGCUGCAGAACUGUUUCCCUGUGCUACCAAACCCAGUGGAACUCAGAAGCCCAGGGGAGAAUGGUGGUGCCAAAGAGAAGAUCUUGUCAGGAGCUCAACCCUCCACAUCCGGCAGCGAGCACCCAAACGACUCACUCAGGGCGGUGAAGGAACUCUACAUCCACCUCUGCCAAAUUGUGGAUGAUCAAGAGCAUGAGACCUCCAUGGAAAAAGCUUUGUACCAAGAAGCAUUAAAUGCAGUCCUUCAUGGAGCGUCUAUUUUCUUCCCUGACAAACACGUCAGACGAGAUAAACUCUUCCACAUGAUGAAGAACAUCACAGAGGAGGAUCAGCCUGAGUCUGUUAAGUUAACAUUUGCAUCAUUGUGUAACUAUUUCAGUGACCAGGAUCCAAGUGGCCUUCUCCUUCUACCCCCAAAAGGAGCUCCAGCUGACUUUGAUAUCAGCCCUAUACUGUCAGUCAUGGACACCCUAUUGCUAGUAGCAACAAGAGAGUGUAAUGUUAUGAUGGUGGACGAGGGAGCCGGAAACAGCAGGGCUGUGUUGCUGUCCUUGUUCUGGGCUCUACAGGGCAGCCUCGUAUCUUGGUGCUACCUGCAGCUGAAAGGAGGAACUUCUGCCACUGCCAUGGAACUCGCACGGAAGAUCCUGCUUAAAUAUGUGGAUCUGUUCUUGGAAAGUAUCAAGACAACACUUGGUUCCCUCCUGCAGAGCUACAACGGUGCCGAAAUUAUCAACAAGCUUGGCAGCUCAAUCCUUGCCACAGUCUUCAGACAACUGAUGAUUUUACUCCUUGAGCUGUGCUCCUUGGACAUUCCUCACAGUCUGCUUCUGAAGAGUUUCUCCUCUCUGGUUGUGCUCUUGAGAAGCAUGUCCGUUGAUACAGGAGAUAUAUUUUCAAAAAUGGACCAGGAGAGCUGGCAUCAUCCCCAGCUGCCUGUGGUGCUGAGAACGUGGAACAUGGAGUCCCCACACAACUAUGAGAACUGCCGCCAUGAGACCAACAUCUUUGCUUGCCCAGGAGCUACUUCCUUUGAAGUGGAGUUCGACGAGCGCUGUGAGACAGAAGUGAGGUACGACUACCUGGAGUUCACAGAUUCUCGAGGUGGAAAGGUGCGCUAUGAUAAGAAGGUUGGGACAGAAAAGUGGCCGAAGAAGGUCACUUUCGAUGCUGGUCCUCAGCUUCAGUUCCUCUUCCAUUCUGACAGCAGUAACAAUGAGUGGGGAUACAAGUUCUCAGUCACGGCCAUGGGGCUCCCUGACUUCACUAUCUCUUGGAUGUCUGACGUGCAGUUGCUGGUGGCUCGGCUGAUGGGCCGUCUUGCCUCCAGAACUCUGGCGCUGAAGUCUCCUCAGGAGAUUUGCUCAGUGAAGGAACUUCCCCCGGGAAAGAUGUCGCAUGUUCAGGCCUCGCCUCUUUGGAAACCUAUUCUCAGGCAUGGAGUUUUAGAAAGCCGGAGCUCGGAUGAGACUGCUGUGAUGAACAGCAGCAGUGUGGACGACGUGUUGAGGUCAUUGCUCAGUUUUGCCCAAUGGAAUCCUGACCAGGAGCCGGACAGUGGAACAGAACAGCUUAAGGUCCUCAUACAGUACUGUCAGAAACAGGCUAUCAGAAAUGAAAUCGCCACUGGAUCAGUUGUUGAUCAUGCUGUGAAUGCCAUUUGGGCUGCCAUGGUUUACCAUACACCAUCCCUGGUCCAAGCUCUGAAGACCUACGUCAACCAGGACUGCAAAUCCUGUAUAAAUGAAGACUUCGUCGAGCUGUAUUUGGUGGCGGAUGGCAUCAGAAUGUGGAUGCUGGAGUUGAAGCAAAGAUAUCUUGUUGGCAAACUGACUGUUGCUGAUGACAAAGAAGGCGGUCAGGAAGAGGUUACCCUGGAAACUCUUUCUGAGAUGUGCGUCGAGAAAAGCCUUUUGCUUUUCAGAUUUGCACCAUGUGGAAUGUCCAGCCAGACGGCAGAGGGCGCCAUUGUUCGUCUUCACAGCUCAGGUUCGAUAUCAGAGGAGGACUUCCAGGGGGUCUCGUCUGUAAAUGAUGAGAGCAGUGAAGGGAAGAAAGAACAGAGCCAGCCUGCCACUCCUCAACCCCAAGCCCCAUCGACUUGUGGGCAUGUCGGACAAGAGCUCUCAUCUCCCCAGCAGGGGGAGCCAGCGUCUCCUUCUACCUUUCCAAGCAAAGCUAUGUUCAGUCGGGCGCGGCUUCGUCUUCUGUCUUGUCGUUCUGUGGAGGAGCCUCGUUCGACACCUCCAAUCAAAGAGCGUUAUCCUGUCGUCAAAGACAUCCUGAACUUCAUUAAAGACCAGGCUCUGACAACAUCCAGCAUUCUGCAGACCUUGUCACUGAACAAAGCCCAGGCUCUCAGUGUCUGCAAAGUCCUGGAAAUGGUACAAGAAUGUCUGCACUCACUGGGAAAGCCACACCUGUUCCAAGCCCCCUGCAUCCUGUUUCUGCAGGAGCUGCUUGCAUGCCAGAAGGACUUCACCAGUUAUUUCUCUCAGCUGUCCGAUAAUGGACAAAAGCUGGGAGAGAAAGUAAGACAUUCCUACCAUCAGCUUGUUCUUACGCUGGUUGAAGCAGUCCAGGGAUUCAGCAGUCUCAAUGAGAAAGCCCUUCUUCCAGCUUUGUCCUGCAUACAAACGUGCUUGUUGCACCUUCUUGACAUGAGCUGGGAGGUUGAGGACCUUCAUCUCUUCCUGAAAAUUAAACUUCCUGACCUGCUGCUGAGCAUGUCCCAGGAGAACAUAAGUGUUCACGAUAUUGCAAUCAGUCAGUGGACAGAAGACGAUGAAAUUGCAGACUACAAAAGGAAUCAAGACUGGAUGGAUGAGUGCAUGGAUGGGAUGUUUGAAAAGUGGUACAGCAAAAUCGAUGAAGAAGAGGCGAUGGAAGAUAAAAGAAAGAUGCACAUGUUCAUCGCUCGCUAUUGUGACCUGCUCAACGUUGUGAUCUCCUGCGAUGGCUGUGAAAGAAUGGCGCCUUGGCACCGGUACCGAUGCCUGCAGUGUAUGGAUAUGGACCUUUGCAAGACCUGCUUUCUCAGUGGCGCCAAACCUGAGGGACACGAAGACGACCAUGAGAUGGUGAACAUGGAGUACGCUUGUGACCACUGCCAAGGUCUCAUCGUGGGUAGCAGGAUUAACUGCAAUGUGUGUGAGGAUUUUGACCUGUGCUUUGGUUGCUACAACGCCAAAAAGUAUCCUGACAGUCACCUGCCGACACAUCGGAUCACGGUUUAUCCCAUGGUGACCAUAAGAAUCAGUGACCGUCACAGACUGAUCCAGCCUUACGUCCACAACUACUCCUGGCUUCUGUUUGCUGCUUUGGCCCUCUACACGUCAGACCUGAACAGCGGGAUGCAGACGGAGGGAGAAUGUUUAGACAGCAGCACCCUCAGUCAGGCUGCGACUUUGCAGACACGCUGCUCCCAGCUCAUCACUGAUUGUCUCCUCAAGGGUCAGCCAGGAAAGGCUCUGCGGUCCUCUGCUCUGCUGGCUCUGCUGUUGUCUAAUGAUUCAGCCUCAGACAGUGAGCUGUGUCCAGUGUCUCCGGAGUCGUCCCAAGAGCUCAGUACUGCCACCGAUACCUCGUCUCUGCCAGGCAGCACAGCAGCCAUCUGCUCCCCGUCAUCUCCCAAAGACAAGAGGAAACCCUCUGGCAAGGAGAAAAAGAAAGAAAUCAGCGCACCUUCAGAAGCACCCUCACCGCCGACCAGUAUUGAAAUGGAAAAGAAGAAGCUGGUUUCACAAGAUACUCUGGACUCCAACAGCCUCAGUAAGACUCCGUCGGUGUCCAGUGAAGAUCCUUUGUCUCCCGUAGUCCGACCUUCAGAGUCUGGACCAGGAACGAUCAAUUCACCCGUCUCUGACAUCAUGAAGGAGUCCAACGCGAGGUUGCCGCAGGUUCCUUUACAGGAACAAGUUUUCUCUGAAUGCUCCAGAGAAAGGAUUCUUGGUCUAUUAGCAGCCAUGCUGCCUCCAGUGAAACCGGGCAUUACUCUGUCUCUGCCCAGCGUGAUCUCCAUCCUUCACCAGCUUUUCCGAGUGGUCAUCUCUAAUGCCGGCUCGGUCAAUGAGACCUACCACCUCACGCUGGGACUGCUCGGCCAACUGCUGCUGCGAAUCACUCCAACAGAGGCUGACUCGGCCAUGACGGAGGCCUUGGCAGACAAAUACGAGCUGAUGACUCAGGGAGACGCUGCCAACUCUGACUCACCAGGCUGGAAAACUAUUCAUCUGCUCUUCAGCCUGGGUGCCGUCUGUUUAGACAGCCGGAUUGGCCUGGACUGGGCGUGCACAGUGGCCGACAUCUUGCACAGCCUAAAUGUUUGCCCUGAAUGGAGCUCGGUCAUCGUUGCCUUCACUGAUCAUUGCGUUCGACAACUUCCACAGUCUUUCAAACGCACCAACCUCUUCACUCUACUGGUUUUGGUCGGAUUCCCCGAGGUUCUGUGUGUGGGCACCCAGACAGUAUUUAUCGACAAUGCCAACGAACAACACAAUAUGAUCCUGCUGAAACAUUUCACUGAGAAGAACCAUGCUGCAGUGGUGGAUAUUAAGACACGCAAGAGGAAAACCGUCAAAGACUACCAAUUGAUCCAGUCUCAGGACUCCAGACUCCCCGGGCAGCCUGAGUCCCAGUCCUCUUCAAAGUCGCUGCUCAGCCUCUACCUGAGCGAUUUUGUCUCCAUCAUCAGUCACCUGCUUCAAAACAGUCUAGACAAUAGCUCUACUGAUGCUGUCGAGUCUUCCUGGGUUCUGUCCUUGGCCCUCAAAGGUCUCUACAACACACUUAAGAAGAAUGGCGUGGAGGAGGCUCAGGAGGCAAUCCAGAAGUCAGGACUGACCCAACUCCUGGUCAGGAAGUGUAGCAAAGGGACAGGCUUCAGCAAACUCUGGCUUCUCAGAGACCUGGAGAUUCUCUCCAUCAUGCUUUACUCGUCCAAGCGGGAGAUUCAUUCUAUGGCCCUGGAUCCUGAACGAGACCAAAGAGAGCAGGAGAAGGAGCAUGACUCAGACCACUCCAGCAGCUGCACAGAUGACGGGAAUGUACACAAGUCUGACCCGCUGGAAGGCCUCGACGAAGAGACAAAGAUGUGCAUCCAGGAUGCCUUAAAUACGCCGCUGCCCAUCUUGCGAGCCAUGUAUGAGCGGCAGAUGAAAAGAACCGAUUCCCUCUUCGAGGAGAUGGAAAAGAGGGUUGACAGUGAGGAAAUAAAAAUUGAUGAGACGGUCUGCACUCUCGCUCAGAAGUGGCUAACAGGCAGACGCACUCGCUCCGAAGAGCGGAACGCCAAAGCUGUUGACACCGACAUCAACGUGGUGUCGUGUGUGUCCAAACCCUGUCACUGUGAAAAGGCCACAGAGGAAAUCAAUGCUGUGGUUCAGAAGCUCAUCACCAAUUCAGAGAGCGACCGGCAACUCAGCUACGCCAAACAGCGACGGACCAAGAGCUCGGCGCUUCUUCACAAAGAGCUUGAUGUUCGGAGCAACCGAGCUGUCCGUCAGUACCUGGUGAAGGUCAAUCAGGCCAUUGCCACCUUGUACGCCCGCCACGUGCUGGCCACGCUGCUGGCGGACUGGCCUGCAGAUGCAGCUCUGAGCGAGGAGGCUCUGGAACUGAAUGGUGCCUCUCACCUGGCCUACAUCCUCGAUAUGUUGAUGCAGCUUGAAGAAAAGUCACUGUGGGAGAAGAUUCUUCAGCGGGUCCUGAAGGGCUGCAGUAUGAGUAUGCUGUGCAGUCUGUCUCUCACUGCCUGUCAAUUCAUGGAGGAGCCAGGCAUGGCAGUGCAGAUCCGGGAAUCCAAACACCCGUACGAGAACCACACUAACAUAGAGGACAAGGUGCACAUCCCCGGAGCCAUUUAUCUUUCUGUCAAGUUCGAUUCCCGCUGCUACACAGAGGGAGGCUGCGAUGAACUUGUCAUGUCUAGCAGCAGUGAUUUCCUGCAAGACACAUACAACUUGAGCGGUUCUCCUCAGAAAUGGGCUGACUUCGAAAUCCCAGGCGACACCCUUUACUAUAAGUUUAUGUCAGAUAUGAGCAACACCGAGUGGGGGUACAAGUUUACAGUAACCGGUGGUCACAGAGGACGAUUCCAGACAGGUUUUGAGAUUUUGAAGCAAAUGUUGGCAGAUGACAAGUUGCUCGUUCACCUGCCAUUGGCUGACAUCUGGGAGUGGCAGGUGGGCGUGGCCUGUCGGCAGACCGGGAGCCAGAGGCUGAAAGCCAUCCACUUGUUGCUUCGUCUACUGCAGUGCCAGUCACAGACAGCCUGCGAGCUGACCCUGCUGCGCCCUCUGUGGCAACUCUUCAUGACGAUGGAGAGCGGUCUGAGCCAGGAUCUGACCAGCGGCACUCUGCUGCUGCCGCUACACCGAGCACUCGCGGAGCUCUUCUUCAUCGCCCAGGAUCGCGCCGCUGCACAGGGGAUGCUGCAGGAGUACUUGUUAGCCAUGACCACGGACGAGCAGCUCAUCCAUCACACUGCAGUGGCGCUAAAGAACAUCGCCGCCAUCAGCCUGGCCAUCGAUUACCCAAACAAAUCUACCAAGCUCCUGGACACCUCCCAGUGAGACGGGAGGACGGCGACGCGCUGGAUGAUCUGGUUCACUGUGUACAAAAGGAAACUCAUGAAAAGGCCCCCUCCUCUCCUCCAUGCUUGGGACUCUAUCUGCAGAGGUGGAAGGGGCGGGGCCUCCAAGCGCACUUUCACACUCACUCACAGCCCUUUCUGCCUUAAUUCAACCGCGUCAGCAUGUGCUUUCACCAGGUAACAUCGCCAGCUUUUUAUCUUUAUUUCCGAGCACCAUGCUGAGGGGGACGUGCCAAAUUUAUUUAUUUUUUUUUUUUGUUUGCUGCCAAACGGCUGCCAUAAGUUAACCGGCAGCAAAGCAGGUCACCUUGACCUGGUCUCAGCGGAGAUGUUGAGCGGCCCAAAAAUACUGUCCAGGACAGCGCAGCCUCAUUUGUCACCACCGGAGAUAAAUCACUGACCGACUCCAUCGGCCUUUUCACGGCCAUAUUGACGGGAUGCAAAGAAACGCCGGAGUCCAGGUGGCGUUCAAGCGCUGGAAAUUCAGCAUCCAUUUUUCUAGUUAGACUCUGUCACACAUCAGAACAGUCAGCUGCGAAGGCAUCAUGACUGCGGUCCACCUCAACGCUGCAGCUCAUUGAAAAAGUCCUAAAUAAAUAACUAAAAUCACUUUAUUUGUUUUAGUUUAAUCUACUGAUUUAUUUAUUUAUUGUCUUGUUUUACCCUCAGAUAGCGUCGAUGAAUGCAGGUUCAUAAACUACAUGAGUGUCACCUUGUUGCUACACAGAAGUGAAGACUGUAUUCACACACAUUAUGUAAAACACACACACAAGUCGUCCAUAGUCAUUUUUGAUAAACCGAUGCUUGUAAUACCUCAUUUUAAAAUCCAGGACUCUUCCAUAAUAAUAAAAAAAAAAUGGAUGGGUUUCACACCCAGGACUAGAGACCGAAAUGAUGGAGAGGUUUUGUUUAUUUGUUUUUGAAAGAAUAGUCUUAGUGGUUUAUACCAAAGAAUCCGAUCAUUGUGAGUCGUGUGCGAGUCUUACACCAGAGAGUGAGACACUGAAGCCGAGGAAACAUUCAUUUUAAUUCCCAUCCUUUUUUUUUUUUUCCUUUAAAUCCAACCAAGUGACAACUCUUUUGUUUACACACCCAUCCGCUGCAGUGAAGACACGCAGCCUCAAAUCUACGACGUGCCUACGGUUAUUAAUGAAGCAAUCCUAAUUUAACUCAUUCUAGUGGAUAAUUCUAUUUUUAAAGAGAAGAUAUAUUUGUUUCCUUUGAAGAUUUUGUACUUUCCUUUGAUCUUUUUUUUUUCUUUUUUUUUUAACGUGGACGCUUGUUGGAAGAGAAUUAGUGUGUACAUACAUAUCUGUGAAUAAUGAUUGCAUUGGGGAAAUACUUUUAAAUUAACCCUUAAAGAAAUGUAUCGGGCAGAUGGACACUUUGAUUUUGUAUGCAUGAUGCGUUGUU